AUGCACCGUGGUAACCGCGUUCCAUUUUCCAACGCAGCAGCUACGCAACUUCCUAUUAUAAAUACUCCCAUUCUCCUUCUCUUCUGUUUCGCCCAACCCAAAACCUAAUACCAAACUCUCGUUUUCUUUGCGGAGAAUUCAAGCAAUGGCGUCGUUUGAACAAGCACCUCCCGGUGAUUCCAAAGCCGGAGAUAAAAUCUUUCGAACCAAAUGCGCUCAGUGCCACACCGUAGAAAAAGGUGCCGGCCACAAACAAGGACCCAAUCUGAAUGGUUUGUUUGGAAGGCAAUCAGGCACUACUCCAGGAUAUUCCUACUCAGCAGCUAAUAAGGCCAUGGCUGUGAAUUGGGAGGAGAAGACUUUAUAUGAUUACUUGCUUAAUCCCAAGAAGUAUAUUCCAGGGACUAAGAUGGUGUUUCCUGGUCUUAAGAAACCUCAAGAACGCGCUGAUCUUAUUGCAUAUCUGAAGGAAGCCACUGCCCAGUGAUUUUUAUAUUUCCAUACAUUCAAUUUUACAGUGUGAUUUUGAACUUCUGGAGAUUUAAUUUUUCAGAUAUUUAGUUUUGCCGCGCAGUUAGUACUGUAUUUUUGGCAAAUAAUGUAGGCCACAUUGGUUUGCAAUGCUAUUUUGUUCAUUUUGCAUUGCGUCUCUAAAAGCUGCCAUAUUGGUUGGCUUGAGUUCGCUCAAUCAAAUUAUCUAUUGAGAAUUGAAACAGUAUUUGCUUAAUUGGAAGCACAAUUUAUUUA
Vicia villosa (hairy vetch) is the source of this 747-nucleotide messenger RNA. RefSeq names its product cytochrome c-2. The transcript has 3 exons. The record is from RefSeq and is a predicted model, not a curated record. Bases 146 to 487 code for a protein of 113 amino acids. Gene Ontology annotation, biological process: mitochondrial electron transport, cytochrome c to oxygen; mitochondrial electron transport, ubiquinol to cytochrome c. NCBI's taxonomy places the organism in Eukaryota, Viridiplantae, Streptophyta, Magnoliopsida, Fabales, Fabaceae. Gene Ontology annotation, molecular function: heme binding; electron transfer activity. Gene Ontology annotation, cellular component: mitochondrial intermembrane space.